Messenger RNA from Daldinia decipiens, 1415 nucleotides. RefSeq lists its product as uncharacterized. The transcript has a single exon. Bases 230 to 1087 code for a protein of 285 amino acids. Gene Ontology annotation, cellular component: kinetochore. The record is from RefSeq and is a predicted model, not a curated record. NCBI's taxonomy places the organism in Eukaryota, Fungi, Ascomycota, Sordariomycetes, Xylariales, Hypoxylaceae. Gene Ontology annotation, biological process: attachment of mitotic spindle microtubules to kinetochore; kinetochore assembly; protein localization to kinetochore.
CACGCUUAUCCUUUAUCUCUUAUCAAUUGUAGGGUCUCACUACGCCAACUAUCCACAACCCACCUUUCCUUUCUUGGACGAAAGUAAAUACAAAGUAAAUACACAAGACAAGAAAGACGAGACGAGACGAGACGCCUGAUGCGUUGAAGUCUGAUUAUUUACAAACACCAUUAGAUAUAGGACCUAAGCCGGUCUACUCGAGAAGGCACGCGACGAACCAGUCACCACAAUGGCGCCUCCUUCAGCCGAGGAUGUCUUGGCUAGGUUACAGACACUUGGUGCUAAGCAGGACAUCACCAUCUUAAGGCUCAGUGAACCUAUAUCGGCUACGGUCACACACCUACAGGAUGCUCAUCAGCGAACAUCCGAUGUCUCUAAUUCAUCCCUUGAUGCAACUACGCCAUCCUCUCUUGAAGCAGAUCUAACACACUACCGAGAACUAUUCGCCAAGUUGCGCUUUAGUUAUGUAGAGCAAGUCUCCAAGGAGAAGUUCAUCCGAGCUAUAGUGGGCGACCCACCUCUUAUCGUCAGCCCCCAGGAAAACCUGGAUCUCGAGAAGGAAAAUCUAGAGGCAAAGGCUACGUUGAAAGCCUUGAAAACCGAGGUCGCAUCCAUGGUCACCGAACUUGAGGGGAAAGCGAGGGACCUAAGCCGAAAAUAUGAGAAAAUCAAAGUCGAGACGGUCAAGUUGGAAGAGCUUCCGCGCAAGAUUGAAGACCUCGAGAAUGCAGUUGCAGAGUUAAAGAAGACGCAGAAGACAGGAUCAAAUCCAAACCCCGAGCUGAAUCUGCCUCUAGCCAAGACCUUAGACCUGGUCGAGUCAAAAAAGCAGCGCAAAGCCGAAUUGGACAGGCAAUUAGAACAACUACAAAGCCAAGUCCCAAGGAAAAAGAAGGAACUAGAUCGAUUGCAAGCUGAGCUACAGCCCCUCGAGACAAAGAGGCAGAAUAGCAAGACUGCUGCAAAGGAGGCGCGGAGGCGAAAGGAAGCUGCCCUUGGUGGUGUCCAAGAUGAUCUCGAGGAGCGGGGACGCUGGUUUAGAUCUGCAGAAACAGGUUUGAAACAAGUAUUGGAAAUAGAGAGCUGAAACACUAUCACGAUUCUAUCGUUCAACAGGCACCAGGUGUUUUAAGGUCUUCUAUUGUAUUAACAUCACGGAGUGGUGUAUGAGAGGAGGCAUAUCAGGGGAAGCAAACACAGGCUCGUAGAGGUUAUAUGGCCAUACGGGCUUCUCAAAGAAACGAACUACGAUAAUGAUUUUACGGUUUCAUGAUACCGCCCUAACUGCAACUCACAGGUUCGAUUAGAACUACUAUAUUAGUCUACAUAAAUAACUACAAAUAAUGUGUAUCUAUUGUCUCCAGAUAGAUCAGCUUCAUGCUGUGGAUCUAUAUUAUACCCUAUUUCAAUUGUUC